UUUAUGGAUUGAAGGAAAUCUUCAUAUAAACUUUAUGACUUGAAGUUUAAACGUCACAUUAUGAUACUUUAGAAUUGCAUGGGAGUAUUUUGUUUUGUUUGGAGCUGUUUGUUUUUUUCUUUAUUACUUUUAUUAAAGGAAUGAUGUUCGUUUUGACAGCCUGCAGGUCACUUGUAUCUGCUUUGAAAUGGAUGCUGGAGGCUGGAUUGUUUCUGAGGCAGGAAUGCACCAGCUGUGAGUCGUGCUGCAGUGCCAGGGGACUGUAAAUAGGGACGCACCGAACGAGCUUCCUGCCGGCAGACAGCAGAGAGGACUGAAGUCAGGUGGGUACUGAGUAUUUCGCCCUCUCUCGCGUCUGCCGCUGCUUGGACCUGCUUAUAGUACCAGCCACAGCUUCCUGCCUGCUUGCUGCCCCACAAAAGACUACCCGCACAACCCUACAGUCCUGCUGGUGACCCUAUACGACCCUUACCGCUCGCUCACACACAGACAGACAGAGCUGAAGUGUGCACCGUUGAAUCUGUCAACCACAGCCUCAGGAUUUUUGCUUUUGGAUCCAUUACAGCAAUUCUCCUUUUUUCCUCACAACAUUCUUUUUGCUCUGGCCUGGCGUGCAUCUUAAAGGAAAGGGAAGCUUAAUGAUCUAAGUACGAGAGGAACGCUCCUAGAAGGACAAACGGGAAGUCUGUUUCUGACAGACGCAAACACACCCAGAGUAGGUAGGGAUUUUAGCUAAAGAUCAGACGCCGCUAAAGCGCGCUUCGACGUGGCGAUGAUGAACAUGGCUCACAUGAGGGACACGAAAUGGCUGACGCUGGAGGUGUGUCGCGAGUUUCAGAGGGGCACGUGCUCUCGCUCCGACGCCGAGUGCAAAUUCGCUCAUCCCGCCAAGAGCUGCCAGGUGGAGAACGGGCGAGUCAUCGCUUGCUUUGAUUCGCUGAAGGGCCGCUGUUCCAGAGAGAACUGUAAGUACUUGCACCCUCCUCCUCACCUGAAGACACAGCUGGAGAUAAACGGCCGUAACAAUCUGAUCCAGCAGAAGAACAUGGCAAUGCUCGCUCAGCAGAUGCAGCUAGCCCAUGCCAUCAUGCCUGGAAGUCAGCUUCAGCCAAUGCCUAUGUUUUCGGUCCAGCCAAGCCUUGCAAACAACGCCAGUGCGGCCGCAGCAGCCGCCGCUGCGGCCGCGUUUAAUCCUUACCUGGGCCCGGUGUCACCCGGCCUGAUGCCCACAGAGAUCCUUCCCAGCGCGCCUGUGUUGAUGGCGGGCAACCCGGGGGUCGCAUCCGUGUCCUCCAACGCUGCUGCGGCAUCAGCUGUGGCAAACCAGAAACUCCUCAGAACAGACCGCCUGGAGGUGUGUCGUGAGUACCAGCGCGGCAACUGCUCUCGCGGAGAGACGGACUGCAGGUUUGCCCACCCUGCCGACAGCACAAUGAUCGACCCCAGCGAUAACACAGUGACCGUGUGCAUGGAUUACAUAAAGGGCCGCUGCUCCAGAGACAAGUGCAAAUACUUUCACCCUCCUACACACCUGCAGGCCAAGAUCAAAGCGGCCCAGCACCAGGUGAAUCAAGCCACGGCCGCGGCAGCCAUGACUCAGUCGGCUGUCAAAUCACUGAAGCGACCCCUCGAAGCCACCUUUGACCUGGGAAUUCCUCAUAGCAUCAUGGCGCCUUUACCAAAGCGACCUGCGCUUGAGAAAGCCAACGGCGCCACAAGCAUGUUCAGUGCUGGCAUGCUCCAGUACCAACAGGCUCUGGCCAACAUGCAGUUUCAGCAGCAGGCUGCCUUUUUUCCGUCAGGCUCAAUAUUGUGCAUGACCCCUGCAGCGGGCUUGGUUCCCAUGAUGCACGGCGCUUCCCCGGCCGCUGUGUCCGCAGCCACCACAUCUGCCACAAGUGUUCCCUUCGCAUCUGCAUCAGCCAAUCAGGACUCUUCUCUAUCAAAGCUGACUGCCAACGAAUACAUGCAUUUGAUUCCAAUAAUAUCUGCAGAGCAUCUGACUAGCCACAAGUACUUGACGCAGAUGUAGUUCCAGUUCAACAAUCAAAGGAAUGUGCUGUUGUCCCAGUCAAAAGGCAAACAGGAGAAAUUGUACAUUUUAAAGUCAAGAACACACCUCGGAUACGAUAAACCAUGAAGAUUAGAAUUUGAUCACAUCAGGUUGAUGUAGGCUUGUACAACACGGGGUGAAACUGUGUCCUUCUGCAUGAUAUGUAGAUUAACUACAUAACUAUGUUCGACGGGGCAAAACCUUUCAAAAUAUAACCCAGAAUUCGUCGUUUUCAUCCUGUCUGACCUAACACAGUUUUGGCAUGUUUGUAGACCAAGAGAUUUCUUUUUUUUUUAUUCACUUUUCUUUCUCCAAAUUUGUCUGAUGGUUUACAAAGGGUUACCUUUUAAAAACAGAAUGGAAAGUAUAUGGCACAAAUCAUCCAGUGAAAUUCAAUGUAUGCGCGUUUUCUUAAGUUUCUAGUCAAACUAGAUUGUAAACGCGAGAUCGGACGUGAUGGAUGAAUGUUUCUGGCGGAAACGCAUCACCCGAGACCUUUGAAAAGCACAUUCUCGCGAGCUUUCCGUACCAUAACCACAAGCCGAAUACCAUACACCAACCUAGAGUGUUAUAUCAACAGUGUUAUUAUGUUUACUAGAGAUUCAUGUUUUUUACAGCGCUUGUUUUUAUACAUAAUUUCACAAGUGUGUGGGUUUUUUAUGAGACGUGCCAUUUUUAUUGAGUUAGCCGAUCAUCCGUUAGGCCUUGUAGAACUAUGAAGCCUUUUUGACUCCUACGAGAACAGGGUCGCCUUGUUCCUAAUGCCCUGUUUCUUUAUAUUGCCUUGAUCGAUAGAAUGUCCUGAUAAACGGCGAAAUCAAAACGAUAGUGUCUUUAGGAGGUUGUUGUGGAGGUAGCUUGGAACGGAGCAAUGUCGCUCAAGUCUUCACGUGAGGACUCUAAAACUGAUGCUGGAGAAAGCACUGCGAGCUUUAAGACUUGUCUAGGUACAUGAUGGGUUAGCGAUGGGUCAGGGUUUAUCUUCACUUCUCACGUUUGUCGAUUUUGAUUUGUUUUUGGACUUCAUUUAAAACCCGCUGUAUAACAGAAAAUUAGACGUUUUUACCAUUAUUUCGUGUGCCAAAGUCUUUGUUUUUUUAUUUAAAUGUGUUUUAACUGGGUAUGUUGAUUACGAAAGGUGAAUAAUUUGUAUAGCCUGAUUUUACAUACAAAGCUGCUUGUGUACGCCGGCCAAAGGCAGAUGCAGUAAACCAGGAAACAGAUCAUUCACAUUAGGGUUCACUUUUGCGGACUUCCUGUUACCGCACCGUAAACAGGAAGUGACCUUCAAGGGUUUAGCUCCACAGUCCUGGUUUAGGUGCGCAGAUUCAAAAGGACACACGCCAUCGCAGUUUCUCACUAAAGCCUUAUAUUUCAGUGUUUGAACCCACACAAACAUUCUUUCAUCUGAUAUUUUAGCCUUCACUCUUGUUUUGUCUUUUUGUAAUCAUGUUACACUUAACGUUCACUUUUUUGUUUCAAAACCUUUGUUAGAAAUAUAUUGUGUUAUUGUUUGCAUAUAAAGUUCUGAAAUCCUCUUUUGUAUUUGACAAUAUCCUCAUAGAGCUGUUUUAGAAUGUAGGAAAUGAGAUGUUUUUUUCUUUUACAUCAUGUUCAGUUCAUGUUUAGCUACAGUAGUGUUGUAUACUUAAUUCUUCAUGUUAUAUUUCAUGGUAGAAUGUUUGACAUUUUGAUUUCCAAUAUGUUGAACAAAAUGUUCUGUUUCAUGUUGUCUUAAAAAACGAGUGAAUGGAAAGAAAAAAGGUUUAUUUGUAGGUAGCGCAACGAAUAAGAACGACGAUUGAUAUUUUAACCCUUCGUGUCAAAUCAAGACCACAUUCGCAAUUGUUUCGUUAAAGUAUCAAUUGUAUGUCCUAAAGGAUGUUAUUUUCUACUGUAUUCAUUUCAGAAUUUAAAAUCGUGUUGUGAUAUUUCAAAAAAAAGAAAGAAAACGAGAAAAAAAACAUCCCUCAAUAUAUCAGGCCAAACAAGAGCAGCAACAUUUCUGAAUAUUUAAAUAUAUAUAUAACAUGAUGGAGGUCACGUGGCCUCCGGCUGCAAAUGAAAGAGAGAGAGAGCCAUAACUUAAGGGACGAAGGUUGACUUUUUGCACUUCCUGUACAUAGUCAAUAUAAAGAAAAGAAAAGGAACAUGUAUAAUAUUGAGAUCUUAUUUUGAAUAAUAAAAGAUUCUAUAACUAUGAGAAAUUUUCUUAGGAUAAUUUAAGAAUUAGAGUAAUAGUCCAGCUAACAGAUGACGCUUGCAGAAAUGGCACAGCUAUUUUAUUAUCAUUUCCGGCCAGAAUCACGUUCAGAUCAAGCUCAGCAUUGCCUGCACGGUACACACACACAAUGAGAUUCAACAGAAUUGGCAGUACACUCCAUCUCAACUUAAGUUUUUACUGUGGGAAAUUUGGUUUUAUUUACAAAUAGAUCUUCAGAAACACAGGAUUUGUCAUAUGAUGGACAUAAGUAACUGCAUGAAGAAUACAAAUGAACAGUACAUUUUUCAUAAUAGAUAAUUAGUUAGAUAAGUUCAUUUCUCACAGUAUCGUUACUCUCAUUGCCACAGCAUAUCGUGUAGAUCAAGUACACAAACAGUAAAUAUCUGAGGCGCACUGACUUCAAAUCCACUCUAGACGCAAAACACUUCCACAUAACUCACAAGAGAAAGUUGCUUUGUGUCUUGAAGACGUGCCUUCAGCAGGGAAAGGACACCGACCACAGAGUAAAAAAACAAACAAACAAAAUGAAUGUAAGUGUCAAAUCCUCCACUGAGGUCUGUGUUUUACUCACUCGAGGUUGCUGCACAAGAGCUAUGAAACCAAAGCAUCACUUUCCCUCUAAAAACUGCUCAUCACAGGUGAUCCUACCUGCUGAAAGCACCUGCUUGGAUGCUUAACGCCCUCCAUCAAAUCUUACACCUGCCCUUUGCUUAUAGUUGCUGUAAGAUAUUGUGCUGCAUUCUAAAAGACUUGUUUUAUGCACAUUUAUUAUUGUUAGAAUUGACUCUUACUGUUAUGAUUAAAAACCUUAAUAAACAAAAAUGGAUUUGCUCAA
Messenger RNA from Triplophysa rosa, 5112 nucleotides. RefSeq names its product muscleblind-like splicing regulator 1 (gene mbnl1). Lineage: Eukaryota; Metazoa; Chordata; Actinopteri; Cypriniformes; Nemacheilidae. The record is from RefSeq and is a predicted model, not a curated record. Gene Ontology annotation, molecular function: metal ion binding. Bases 773 to 2032 code for a protein of 419 amino acids. The transcript has 14 exons.